Messenger RNA from Coregonus sp. 'balchen', 8220 nucleotides. The record is from the annotation of a GenBank genome assembly. Lineage: Eukaryota; Metazoa; Chordata; Actinopteri; Salmoniformes; Salmonidae.
GUCAAAGGUUAGCAGCGACAGUUUUGUUUUUUGCAACAACCAAGACAGGAUCCAGAUGUUUCAAUCCUAAACUAAGCAUAGAACAAUGGAUUGAUAAAAAAUCGGAUUUCCCUCUAUGGCGAAAAUGAAUGGGCAUCCGAGGCAGUAAAGACCGAAGUAUGAUUAUUAUAAAAUACACAGCCGUGUUUGAUAGCUACCGGUAGCCAAUAUAGCUAGCUGGCUAACUACAAGCUUCCCGUCAGCUGGGCAACGUCAGUAGGCAAAUAUACUGUUAAAAGUGCCAGGUGGUGGCUCAGAAUAGUCUGUGCAUACCUGUGGUCAGAAACAGAUGGCAGGGUUUAAACUUGCCAUUCUUGUUUGCUAGCGAGAAAAUAUUAUAGUUUUUAUGAAGCCCCUUCCAGCGGCCACUGUCAAAAGUAUUCGGAUAUGAAAUUAUUUGUAUGAGAUUGCUAGGCAAUAUAACAAAGUGAACUUCUAUGUUGAACUUAAAGAUUUAAUGCAUGAGGGAUCCAGUGGACGCUUGCCCCCAACAAGAUGAGGAGACUAGUGUCCCGGAAGAAGGCUCUAACGCUGGUGAAGGAGCUGGAUGCUUUCCCCAAGGUUCCAGAGAGCUAUGUGGAAACCACAGCCAGUGGGGGAACAGGUGCGUUAUUAACUAGCCAAUGUAAAUAUGAAUUUCAAUGAAACUAUUCUUAACUUAAAAUUAGAGCUUGGAUACAUUGUAAAAUGUUAAAUUCAUGUAUGAUAUUAAGAAUAACCCAACACCGUGUCCAUCCAUGAUGUCAACCGUAGUAUAAGUGCAAUGGACAAACUAACAUAUAGGGCAAAGUUUAGAACCGAGCAUCUAGGCCAACCCUAGUAUAGUCAUGUACCUGUUUACUUAUUUUAAUCAAUGAGUAGCCUACUCCAGUUGUAAACUUGGCCUUCUACAUCACUCAUUAUUUGCUGUCUUUUCACAGUGUCCCUGAUAGCCUUCACAGCCAUGGCUCUGCUGGCUUUCCUUGAGUUCUUUGUGUAUCGAGACACGUGGAUGAAGUAUGAGUAUGAAGUCGAUAAAGACUUCUCCAGGUAAAAAACAACUCUCAGAACAUGGUCAUGUUCAUUAGGCACCAAACAUAUAUAUUUUCUAAACCAUUUAGCAGUGGGAAAUGAAUGUUUGUUAUUGGGCAAGUCUAGUUGGUCCCUACAAGUUUCAGUCCAUUUGCUUCCGUUUGGUGCCUAAUGAACACAAACCAGCAGUCUGGCAUAUAUUUUUGAGUUAGCUGGGCAACGUCAGCAGGAAAAUACUUACCGUACAGCUCCAAGUAAACUAUAGAGCUAACUAACACAAUCUUUUCUCUCUUUUGCAGUAAAUUAAGAAUAAACAUAGACAUCACCGUUGCCAUGAGGUGUCAAUGUAAGUAUGUACACUGUUUGAAGGUUGCUCUCACAAUUUAGGCCUAGGCAGGGACAUCUAGGAUAUAAUGUGACUGUAUUUAUGUCUGUAGUAGAAUUAACAUUUCAGUAGUGUUGUAUGAAGUCAUUGACUGUAGGCAGCCCUUGUCUUCCAUCAUGUCAUAUUGAUUAAUUUAUUGAUUAUAUUAUUCAUUGAUUUGCUGUUUGUCUGGGUGGCUGUAUGUAGUUGUAGGUGCAGAUGUCCUAGACUUGGCAGAGACCAUGGUAGCUUCAGAUGGCCUAAAUUAUGACCCAGUAAGUAUGACUCUGUCUGGUACCUGCUAUAGCACCCUAACCAGGCCAGUAAGUUAAGAACAGUUAAGAAGUCACAAUGACGACCUGACAAAUGACAAGAUGCAAGUGCGGUGAGAAUUCAGGGUUCCAUAAAUUUAAUCAUAAUAUCUUUCCAGUGACAAUGCCCUUUUAAAAUAUUUUUUUCCAUGGUCACCGUGCAGGUCACCUUUGACCUCUCUCCUCAGCAAAGGCUGUGGCACAGGUAAGAUAUAGAUAUCCUCCUGAAUUAAGACUUGUGGCCGAUAUGUCUACUGACAAUAUAAAAAUGCAUCUGCACAUGCACAACUAAAAUAGUAAUGUUGCAUACAGUGAAGCAAAAGAUGAGAUGAUUGGCUACAUGUGGCACAUUUACAGACAUUUUAAUGAUUAUGCAUUAUACCUGUCAAAUAAACCUAGUAAAGUAAAGACAGUAUGGUGGAGUGAAGGCUAUCAAUUGACCAUCUGUUAUAACUUCUCACUCCUACAUGGUGACUCCUGUGUUUAACCUUUCCCUUGCUCACUCAUCUCCCCUUUCCUCCCCCAGAACUCUGCUGAUGAUCCAGGACCGACUUAGGGAGGAGCACUCGCUGCAGGAUGUGAUCUUCAAGACAGUCCUGAAAGGAUCCCCCACUGCCCUGCCUCCCAGGUCUGUAAAAAGAAAAAUACAGCUUUGCUGUGACGCAGUGUGUGUGUUUGAGUGAAGUGUGUGAAAUUAGGUAUUGAAGUGAUUGAUAAACUAUAUUGAAUGAUUACGGUUAUGUUAUUGAAGUGACUCUCCUCCCCUCUUCCCAUCUAUUCUCCUUCGAGAGAGGACAGCCCCUCCCAGUCGCCUGCGGCCUGCAGGAUACACGGCCAUCUUUAUGUCAACAAGGUGGCUGGCAACUUCCACAUCACUGUGGGCAAGUAGGUCACCUCUCCUCAUUCUACAACUAACUCUAGCUACAGUGUGCCCUAAUGAGCACAAUGAAUGUUUGUUAUUGGACAAGUCCAGGUAGUCCCUCCCUGUUUGUCUGUUUUUCUCAGUUGGGUGCCUAAUGAACAUGACCUAGAUGUUUGACUCUUGAAUGUGUGAUGUCAUGAGUUAUUAUGCCCUAUGUGGGAGGAGUCUCUGCAAGCUUGACCUUCUCACAUCACAUACAGGGCUAUCCCACAUCCUAGAGGCCACGCCCAUCUAGCGGCCCUUGUCAGCCACGAUAGUAAGUUUCUUUGUUUCGAGUUUAACUCCCAUACAUGAUACAUACAAACAUUUUGCACAGAUGUAAGUUAUGAUGGAACUGUGUGCUGUCUUCACAAUUGAGUUUAAACACAUUUAAACCUGACGAUAUCCAUAGACCUGAAGUUAAUGAUUGUUCUGAUUUGUUGUUUACAGCGUACAACUUCUCCCAUCGCAUCGACCACCUGUCGUUCGGAGAGGAGAUCCCAGGGAUCAUCAACCCUCUGGACGGGACAGAGAAAGUCUGCACUGACCGUAAGUAAAAGGACACCACGUCAGUCCUGGGUUCAAAUACUAUUCAAAAUAAUUCAAAUACUUACGCUGUGCUUGAUUGAGCUUGCCUGUUGCAAUGGAACCAAUAGAAAAAUCCCAAAAUGGCAAUCCCCACACACCUGGCACUCCACGCAAUUAUUAAAGCAUUGGAAAGAUUUCAAAUAGUAUUUAUACCCAGGGCUUUAUCACGUCACAUCAAACAGGCUUCAUGUCAUGACAGACUUCCUAAAUGCACAGAUAAGUCAUGGGUUUUUGGGAGAAGUAGUUUGUCUGCCUCAACAUGUUAGUUAUGAAGAAAUUGUGACAUUCUAUAGGAAUUGUAACUUUGUUAAUGUCAUCCUACAUUAAAGAAUACUAUUGUUCCUAAAUACAGACUAUGUUUUUCUCUGAUCCUUGUCAGAUAAUCAGAUGUUCCAGUACUUCAUCACCAUAGUGCCCACCAAACUGAACACCUACCAGAUCUCAGCAGACACAAACCAGUACUCUGUCACCGAAAGGGUAGGUCCAGAAUGUGUGAUUGUGUGUUUGUUUGAGUGUACAAGCUGUAUGCUGUGUGUGUGUGUGUGUGGAUGAACUGAAGGUGUGGGUGCAUUAUCAUCCUUUCACCCUGUGUGGGUGUGUGUGUUUUUGUAGGAGCGGGUGAUCAACCAUGCGGUGGGCAGCCAUGGAGUCUCUGGGAUCUUUAUGAAGUAUGACAUCAGCUCGUUGAUGGUGACGGUCACAGAGCAGCACAUGCCCCUGUGGAGGUUCCUCGUCAGGCUUUGUGGCAUCAUCGGAGGCAUCUUCUCCACCACAGGUACACACACACCCACACACAGCUGGCCACAAGAGUACAGGGGUGUAUUCAGUAGUGCGUAACCUAGCAAAAUGUUUUGCAACAAAACAAGUGUCUCUUAUUGAACAAGUUCAGGUUAGUCCCUCCCUGUUUUGUCCCAUUUGCUUCCUAGGGAAAACACCCCAACUAUGUCCACCUGGGUCAUGUUCAUUAGGGCACAUCGUAGCAAAACGUUGUGCAACGGAAAAAGAAAAUGGGCAGGUAGUCCCUUCCUGUUUCAGUCUUUCUGAUGUUCGGUGCCUAAUGAACACGACCCUGAUUUACUACAAACCUAACAGGACCCACACCUAACCCCAGCCCUUUAGGCAGAAAUCACAGAGCACUAGUUGUAAAAAUCAUCCUUCCUCAUCAUCAUUUUGUGACGUCUAAAGGCGUCCGCAUGCUUCCCAGCCGAAACAGUUCAGAAGAGUUUGUGCAUAUAUUAUCACGACAUCUUGUGACGUUUUUAUUCGUUUUGGACUUCGGUAAGGUUUUUUUCGGCUGUCGCACAAAACAUUUUUUUCAGAGGCAAGCCGAAGUCUACGCCCCUUUGUCGGUGAUUGGUCAAAAGUAGGGAUUCUUCAAUAACAUCUUUGUCAUUCAACAAGAGACGACUUGUUUUCAUGCACAUUUUUUCAUUGAGAAAUACUGCACCAAACAUCUUAGAUGUACAAUUACGCAACUAAGAUCUCGGCAAAAACGUCAAAAUUAAUGAGAUUUCUUGAGUUAUCUUAGAUUAAUUCAGACUAUUUUGAGCAAGUGUAUACUGGCUACGACAUCUCAAAAUGGAAAAAAAGUACUAUUGCCAUUUUUCUUCUCGUUUUUCAAGCGAAUAUAUUUUUUAGGGAGUAUGCAAGCACACUCGUUCGGUUCGCCUAAGGCGCCAGUCGAACUGAAUCAUGUGGAAGCCUUAAGACUCCUCUCUGUCCUCUCCAUACAGGUAUGAUCCAUGGAAUGGUGGGCUUCUUGGUGGACGUCGUCUGCUGUCGCCUCCAACUAGGAGUCUACAAACCCCGGGAGGCAAGUCAACAGAUCACAAAACUCAUACCCUUGUCACAAGCUUGUUCAUUCCACAGAUGUAAAGUAGAUGCAGAAAGUGUCAAUAAAAAUAAAAAAAGUAAAUAUAAACUCAGUAAAAAAAGAAACUUUUUUCAGGACCCUGUCUUUCAACGAUAAUUCAUAAAAAUCCAAAUAACUUCACAGAUCUUCAUUAUAAAGGGUUUAAACACUGUUUCCCAUGCUUGUUCAAUGAACCAUAAACAAUUAAUGAACAUGCACCUGUGGAACGGUUGUUAAGACACUAACAGCUUACAGACUGUAGGCAAUUAAGGUCACAGUUAUGAAAACCUAGGACACUAAAGAGGCCUUUCUACUGACUCUGAAAAACACCAAAAGAAAGAUGCCCAGGGUCCCUGCUCAUCUGCGUGAACGUGCCUUAGGCAUGCUGCGAGGAGGCAUGAGGAUUGCAGAUGUGGCCAGGGCAAUAAAUUGCAAUGUCCGUACUGUGAGACGCCUAAGACAGCGCUACAGGGAGACAGGACGGACAGCUGAUCGUCCUCGCAGUGGACAGGUACAGGAUGGCAACAGCAACUGCCCGAGUUACACCAGGAACGCACAAUCCCUCCAUCAGUGCUCAGACUGUCCGCAAUAGGCUGAGAGAGGCUGGACUGAGGGCUUGUAGGCCUGUUGUAAGACAGGUCCUCACCAGACAUCACCGGCAACAACGUCGCCUAUGGGCACAAACCCACGGUCGCUGGACCAGAAAAAAAGUGCUCUUCACUGACGAGUCGCGGUUUUGUCUCACCAGGGGUGAUGGUCGGAUUCGCGUUUAUCGAAGGAAUGAGCGUUACACCGAGGCCUGUACUCUGGAGCGGGAUCGAUUUGGAGGUGGAGGGUCCGUCAUGGUCUGGGGCGGUGUGUCACAGCAUCAUCGGACUGAGCUUGUUGUCAUUGCAGGCAAUCUCAACACUGUGCGUUACAGGGAAGACAUCCUCCUCCCUCAUGUGGUACCCUUCCUGCAGGCUCAUCCUGACAUGACCCUCCAGCAUGACAAUGCCACCAGCCAUACUGCUCGUUCUGUGCGUGAUUUCCUGCAAGACAGGAAUGUCAGUGUUCUGCCAUGGCCAGCGAAGAGCCCGGAUCUCAAUCCCAUUGAGCACGUCUGGGAAUUGUUGGAUCAGAGGAUGAGGGCUAGGGCCAUUCCCCCCAGAAAUGUCCGGGAACUUGCAGGUGCCUUGGUGGAAGAGUGGGGUAACAUCUCACAGCAAGAACUGGCCAAUCUGGUGCAGUCCAUGAGGAGGAGAUGCACUGCAGUACUUAAUGCAGCUGGUGGCCACACCAGAUACUGACUUUUACUUUUGAUUUUGACCCCCCCUUUGUUCAGGGACACAUUAUUCAAUUUCUGUUAGUCACAUGUCUGUGGAACUUGUUCAGUUUAUGUCUCAGUUGUUGAAUCUUGUUAUGUUCAUACAAAUAUUUACACAUGUUAAGUUUGCUGAAAAUAAACGCAGUUGACAGUGAGAGGACAUUUCUUUUUUUGCUGAGUUUAUAACGAAAGUAGCAUAGGAUACCCUUAACAUAAGCAUUUUGAUCAAUAUCUGAAUUGGACCGUAGUUAGCGUUGGUUUUUCCUUUUCUCAUCGCAUGCUGCUCUACUGCUAAUUUCAUUUGAAAAUACAUCAAAAUAAACGUAAAUUGAAGGGUGGUUUUCUGGACAUAGAUUAAAGCAUGUUCGUUGAAAGUGCUUUUUAGUCCAGGACUAGGCUUAAUCUGUUUCCUGGAAACCACACUUAAGUGUCCCAUUUCUUUGAUUUUUAUACAUUGAACCAAAAUAUAAACGCAACAUGUAAAGUGUUGGUCCCAUAUUUCAUGAGCUGAAUUAAAAGAUCCUAGCAAUUUUCCAUACGCACAAAAAGCUUGUUUCUCAAAAAUGUUGUGCACAAAUUUGUUUACAUCCCUGUUAGUGAGCAUUUCUCUAUUGCCAAGAUAAUCCAUCCACCUGAUUUAAACAGCAUGAUCAUUACACAGGUGCACCUUGUGCUGGGAACAAUAAAAAGCCACUCUAAAAUGUGCAGUUUUGUCACAUCACACAAUGCCACAAAUGUGUCAAGUUCUGAGGGAGCGUGCAAAGGCAUGCUGACUGCAGAAAUAUCUGCCAGAGCUGUUUCUAGAGAAUGUAAUGUUAAUUUCUCUACCAUAAGCCACUUCCAACGUCGUUUUAGAGAAUUUUGCAGUACAUCCAAACGGCCUCACAACCGCAGACGACAUGUAACAACGCCAGCUCAGGACCAACGAACACAAUUGCAUUUUAUCGAUGGCCAUUUUAAUGCACAGAGAUACCGUGACAAGAUCCUGAGGCCCAUUGUCGUGCCGUUCAUCCGCCGGCAUCGCCUCAUGUUUCAGCAUGAUAAUGCAUGGCCCCAUGUUGCAAGGAUCUGUACACAAUUCCUGGAAGCUGAAAAUGUCCCAGUUCACUCACCAGACAUGUCACCCAUUGAGCAUGUUUGGGAUGCUCUGGAUCGACGUGUACGACAGUGUGUUCCAGUGGAACAACAUUCCACAGGCCACAAUCAACAACCUGAUCAACUCAAUGCGAAGGAGAUGUCGCGCUGCAUGAGGCAAAGGGUGGUCCCACCAGAUACUGAUUGGUUUUCUGAUCCACCGCCCUACUUUUUAUUUUAAAGGUAUCUGUGACCAACAGAUGCAUAUCUGUAUUCCCAGUCAUGUGAAAUCCAUAGAUUAUGGCCUAAUUUAUUUAUUUCAAAUGACAGAUUUCCUUAUAUGAACUGUAAUUCAGUAAAAUCUUUGAAAUUGUUGCAUGUUGCGUUUAUAUUUUAGUUCAGUGUACUUUAAUGUUUUCCCUCUCUCAUUCUCAGAUGGGCCUGCUGGACGACCAUGUAAAUAACCAAGCCCCGGCCCCGCCCCUGGAAGCUACAGAAAACCACACCCACUGACAGGACUCCCUAGGACAGGGAUCAUCAACUAGAUCAGGGCUCUCCAACCCUGUUCCUGGAGAGCUACCCUCCUGUAGGUUUUCGCUCCAACCCCAGUUUUAACUGACCUGGUUCAGCUUUUCAACCAACUAAUUAUUAGAAUCAGGUGCUCUAGAUUAGUGUUGGAGCGAAAACCUACAGAAAGGUAGCUCUCCAGGAACAGGGUUGAAGAGCCCUGAACUAGAUUCAGCCGCAGGCCGAUUUUUUAAAAAAUUUUCUAGA